This is a messenger RNA of Acanthosepion pharaonis, 753 nucleotides long. Lineage: Eukaryota; Metazoa; Mollusca; Cephalopoda; Sepiida; Sepiidae. The record is from the annotation of a GenBank genome assembly.
AUGAAUCCCUAUGGCGUCUUUAUUAAAUCUUGUCGUCCGCGUAGCUUGUCUGUCAGUGUCAACCGGAACAGUCCAAUCCUGCGGCCUCUACAUACCCUUCUUUAUCUCUUGUUCAUUUCUUUCCCGCGGCUCUCUCUCUCUCUCUCUCUCUCUCUCUCUCUCUCUCUUCUCUCUCUCUCAAACAUUGUUCGAUACUUCUAUCUCUGUCUCGCUUCUCUAUCUUUUCGAACAAAUAUUACCCCCUUCUCUCUCUCUCUCUCUCUCUCUCUCUCUCUCACUCACUCACUCACUCUCUCUCUCUCUCUCCUUUCCCCCCUCUCUCAGACGUCUGCAUCAACUUCUUUUUCUCCUCUUUCUUUCUCACUCUCUCCAUCUCUCACUCGCCCCAUUUCUUCCCCUUUCUCUAUCUCCCACUAUCAACAUCCAUUCCUUUUUAUUUUAUUUUCUCCUUCUAUCUCUUUAUUUCUUGUUCUUUCUUUCUCUAUGUUUGAUAUUUUUCUCCAUCUCAAGGCCCCUUUUCUCACUAUUUUUCUCACUCUUUCUUUCUUUUCUCUACUGCUCUACCUUUUACAUUUUCCUCCUUUCUCUUUCUUUUUUCAUUCUCCCCUUGCAGUUUUAAUCUCUUUUCUUCUCACAUCUCUCUUUCUUCCAUAUAAACUCAUGACCUACCCUUUCACCUGCCUCUUUCUGUCCAUUUCCCUCCCUCUAUCCAUUUCCCCAAACUUCACGUUCUCUCUUCCUCUUUCUCUCUAA